This is a messenger RNA of Pyricularia pennisetigena, 2523 nucleotides long. RefSeq lists its product as uncharacterized. The annotation marks the transcript as partial. Gene Ontology annotation, molecular function: beta-glucosidase activity. Lineage: Eukaryota; Fungi; Ascomycota; Sordariomycetes; Magnaporthales; Pyriculariaceae. Gene Ontology annotation, biological process: glucan catabolic process. The transcript is spliced from 4 exons. The record is from RefSeq and is a predicted model, not a curated record.
ACGAAGAUGGCGCAAGAGCCAUACCUCGACGUCGACGACGUCAUCUCCCGCCUCACAGUUGAGGAAAAAGUCUCGCUCCUUUCGGGCAAGGACUUUUGGCAGACUCGCGACGUGCCGCGCCUCAACGUGCCGUCUCUGCGCUUCAGCGAUGGGCCCAACGGCGCCCGCGGCCAGCGCUUCUUCAAUGGCACGCCUGCCGCCUGUCUACCCUGCGGCACGGGCCUGGCUGCCACCUGGGAUGUCGAGUUGAUUGAGCAUGCGGGUGCGACCCUCGGGGAGGAGUGCAAAGGGAGGGGUGCGCACGUGUCGCUGGGCCCGACUAUCAACAUCCAAAGGAGUCCGCUGGGUGGUAGGGGAUUCGAGAGCUACAGCGAGGACCCCGUGCUGUCUGGACUGAUGGCGGCCGCCAUGGUCAAGGGUGUGCAGGGCACAGGGAUUGCGGCGUGUCUGAAGCACUAUCACAGGCAGGCAUACAAUGCCGUUAUAAGUGAACGCGCCCUCCGUGAGAUCUACCUCAUGCCAUUCCAGAUCGCCCAAAGAGACUCCAAUCCCCUCACAUACAUGACCAGCUACAACCGUGUCAACGGGCUGCAUGUAAGUGAGAACCCGCGGUUGAUGCAAGACAUUCUCAGAGACGAGUGGAAGUUUGACGGAUUUAUCAUGAGUGACUGGUUCGGUACAUACUCGGCUGCAGAGUCUACCAAGGCAGGUCUGGACAUUGAGAUGCCCGGCCCGCCUCGCGUCCGCGGUCCCAACAUCGUCGUUUCUCUCGGCAGCAGGAAGCUCACCGAACACACGAUCGACCAGCGGGUCCGCAACCUCCUAAACCUCAUCAAUCGCGUCGCCAGCCCCGAGAGACCGUUCGUCGCCGAUGCGCCCGAGAAGACAGACACUUCCAUCCCGGCCGAAGAGCUGUCGUCGCGGAUGCACAAGAUUGCUUCGGACGGCCUUGUGCUCCUCAAAAACCACAAUGACAUGUUGCCGCUGAGCAAAGACAAGAGCGUGGCCGUCAUUGGCCCCAACGCCAAUAUUGCUGCCUAUGCAGGAGGCGGCUCGGCCAGCCUCCGGCCUACGUACACCACGACGCCCCUCGAGGGGAUCCUCAAGCAUGUCCCAUCGGCCAAGUACACGCUCGGCGCGGCGGGCUACAAGCAGCUCCCCGCGCUCAGCCUGAUGAGCACGACGCCCGACGGCACGGGGCGCAAGGGCGUGCUGUGCAAGUUCUACAACGAACCGGCAGGCCACGAGGGGCGGACGCUGCGCGACACGGUCCACACCGAGCUCUCGGACAUGCUGCUGGUCGACUACUCGCACCCGGACGUGAGCCCCGAGCUCUUCUACAUGGACAUGGAGGGCGACGUCACGCCCGAGCGGUCGGGUGAGUACAUGUUUGGGUGCUCGGUGCGCGGCACGGCCAGGGUCCUGGUGGACGGCCGGCUGGUGGUGGACAACGCCACGACGCAGGUGCUGGGCGGCACCUUCAUGGGCGCCGGGACGCGCGAGGAGCGGGGCAGCGUGGCGCUCGAGGCCGGCCGCACCUACCGCGUCGUGCUGCAGUUCGGGUCCAGCCGGACCCAGCGCGUCAAGAAGAAGGGCGCCACGGCCAUGCGCGGCGGAGGCGUUCGCGUCGGCUGCGCCGCCGUCGUGGAUGCCGACGCCGAGAUCCGGCGCGCCGUCGACCUCGCUGCCGCCGUCGACCACGUCGUCCUCGCGGUCGGGCUGACGGGCGAGUGGGAGUCGGAAGGCUUCGACCGUGACGACAUGAGCCUCCCGGGUCGGACGAACGAUCUGGUACGGGCCGUCGUCGCUGCGAAUCCCAACACGGCCGUCGUGGUACAGAGCGGAACCCCGGUGGAGAUGCCUUGGGCGGAUGAGGUCCCGGCAAUCCUGCAGUCGUGGUUUGGAGGCAACGAGGGCGGAAACGCCAUCGCUUCUGUUCUGUUUGGGGACGUAAACCCGUCAGGGAAGCUGCCGUUGUCAAUGCCGAAGCGGUUGGAGGACAAUCCGGCUUUUUUGAACUUUGGGUCUGAAAACGGGCGCACCCUGUACGGCGAGGACGUCUACGUCGGCUACCGGUUUUAUGAGAGGACCAAGAAAGAAGUGCUAUUCCCAUUCGGGCACGGACUGUCCUACACGACGUUUGACAUCACCAACUACAGCGUCCAUGUCAAAGCACAGUCCAGUGGCGACGACAUGGUGCUAGUGACAGGGGAUGUUGCCAACACUGGCUCACGCGACGGGCGAGCAGUGGUGCAGGUGUACGUCAGGCAGCAGAGGCCCAGCAUCAAGCGGCCGCCCAAGGAGCUCAAGGGGUUCAAGAAGGUGGCAGUCAAGAGAGGAGAAAAGGCACCCGUGGCUGUGACGAUUUCCAAGAAGUAUGCAACCAGCUACUGGGAUGAGGAGCGGGAUCAAUGGAUCUCCGAGGCUGGCGACUAUGACGUCCUGGUUGGACAGAGUUCUGCCGAUGUCGUUGUGGCUGGCCACUUUAGCAUUGCUAAAACGACUUGGUGGAAAGGGCUGUGA